Molecule: messenger RNA, 750 nt
Organism: Penicillium samsonianum
Lineage: Eukaryota; Fungi; Ascomycota; Eurotiomycetes; Eurotiales; Aspergillaceae
Exons: 2
Coding region: 1-750 (249 amino acids)
Source: RefSeq, a predicted model, not a curated record
AUGGGCAACAAAAGGCUUAUGGCCCUGGUUCUCUUUUUCUUCUCCUAUCUGACACUCUGCUUGUCGGUGCCCACAAAGUCUCUUGUUUCCCUAUCCAAUCAAACUCCUAGGCGUCUAUCCUUCGCCCGGUCUCUGACGAGUGCGCACCAAGGUGGUCUCGUGAAGCGCGUGGAUGCAAAAUAUCAACAAUUUGCCAAUGAUCUCGAGACCGCCACAAUGGUCGAUCAGGAUGCUGAACAGUUUCUACCGUUUGGGGCAGCGCCCGCCAUCUUCGCUAGUCACGGCUUCCAGGGUUGCAUUGGGGUGGCGAUUGUGUCCAGCCAGGGCGCCAUCAUUGCGCAUUACACCAACGCUGCAUCGGCAAUGAACCAGGCCAGGACUCAGCUACCCAACCUGAUCACGAACAAUAUAGACGCUUUGGCGGGAGCUAAGGCGUGGAUCUAUGCACACGUUUCUCUGUCAGAUACCGACACAUACACCUCUGAAACCAACAAUAAGGUGUUGGAAGACAUCGUCAAGACCAACUUGCAUAUCGUUCCUGCCCGAGUGAAGUACAUUGAACCGGAGGAUAUGUUGGUGGACGAACAGGAUGAACUUUUGGACCCGGAUCAGUACCCUGAAGAUUUAUUGUAUGGGGCCAUCAUGAUAAAGCAUCAGGCAGGCCAGUCGGCGGGAGCCGAUGUUAUCUUCAUCAACCUAGAUUGGCAGAAGGCCGCUGCUGAAAACAGUAAGCCACAGCCAUCAUCGUAG